AUGAGAUCUUUUGCCUUAGCAGCCGUGUGGCGUCGCAUGCUUUUUGGGUUCGACUGGGCUGUAUGGGUGACGAUCGCGAUUUCGGCGUUCGGAGGUCUCGUUGUCGCCGUGGUCAUCAAAUUUGCCGACAAUAUCUUGAAAGCGUUUGCAACCUCAUUCGCUAUUGUAUUGAAUUGCAUUCUGGCAUAUUUUCUCUUCAACUUCCGACCGACGAUGUUCUUCGUGGUCGGCGCCGUGUUUCGUCAUCGGAGCUGUAUUUGUGUACAGUAUCUACCCAUAUCGGUAAGUCGCCAUUCCAUUCUACCGGUUCGUCGUGAGCCUCAACCAACUUCCGAGGAGAUGGCAUCAUUGAAGGAGAGCAACGAAAAGGAGGCAGUUUAG
Molecule: messenger RNA, 381 nt
Organism: Cooperia oncophora
Lineage: Eukaryota; Metazoa; Nematoda; Chromadorea; Rhabditida; Trichostrongylidae
Source: the annotation of a GenBank genome assembly